Molecule: messenger RNA, 1686 nt
Organism: Pleuronectes platessa (European plaice)
Lineage: Eukaryota; Metazoa; Chordata; Actinopteri; Pleuronectiformes; Pleuronectidae
Product: EH domain-containing protein 2
Exons: 6
Coding region: 52-1686 (544 amino acids)
Biological process (GO): endocytosis; endosomal transport
Cellular component (GO): cytoplasm; plasma membrane
Molecular function (GO): calcium ion binding; GTP binding; protein binding
Source: RefSeq, a predicted model, not a curated record
AGGGUGAGCAGCCUCCACACUGAGACGGUCGAGAGCAAAACAAAAAUCAAGAUGUCCAUCCGGAGGCUCAGGAGCAGCCCUAAAAUGCUGGGAGAUGUCAAUACGGUGACAGAGGAGCUGAAGAAUCUUUAUUACAAGAGGCUGCUGCCGAUAGAGAAAUAUUGCGCCUUCCAUCACUUCCACACGCCGAGCUAUGAGGACGCAGACUUUGACAGUAAGCCAAUGGUGCUGGUGAUGGGCCAGUACUCAACAGGAAAGACAACUUUCAUCAGGUAUCUCAUAGAGCAAGACUUUCCUGGUAGCAGAGUUGGGCCAGAGCCGACCACUGACUGCUUCAGCGCCGUCAUGUACGGAGACCAGGAGGGAAUCAUCCCUGGGAAUGCCCUCACGGUGGAUCCCAAGAAACCCUUCCGCAACCUUGGCCCAUUUGGAAACUCUUUUCUGAACAGGUUUCAGUGUGUUCAGAUGCCAAAUCAAGUGCUUGAAAGCAUCAGCAUUAUCGACACACCGGGGAUAUUAACUGCAGCUAAGAGAAAGCUGAGUCGAGGCUACGACUACCCGGCAGUGCUGCGCUGGUUUGCAGAGCGUGUGGAUCGAAUCAUCCUGCUCUUCGACGCACACAAACUGGAGUUCUCCGACGAGCUCACCCGGGCCUUUGGGUCUCUGUGCGGCUACGAGGACAAGCUGCGCGUGGUGCUCAACAAGGCCGACAGCGUGGACUCGCAGCAGCUCAUGAGAGUGUACGGUGCCCUCAUGUGGUCACUGGGGAAAGUGUUUCGGACCCCGGAGAUCCUGCGUGUAUACAUCGGGUCGUUCUGGUCCGAGCCCAGGCAGAUGUGCGACCACUACCAGUUGAUCGAGCUGGAGGAGGAGGAUCUUCUGACUGACAUACGGAACCUGCCGCGGAAUGCUGCAGUACGGAAGCUGAAUGACCUGGUGAAGAGGGCACGCUUAGUACGGGCUCAUGCACAUAUUAUCAGCUAUCUAAAGCAGGAGAUGCCGACCAUUUUCUGCAAAGAAAGCAAGAAGCACAACCUGAUUUAUCAGCUUCCUGUGAUUUUCCACAAGAUCCAGCAACAGCAUCGAGUUCCAGCUGGUGACUUCCCGGACUGCGCCAAGAUGCAGGAGAAACUUCUGGGUCACAAUUUCUCAAAGUUCAAGACCCUGAAACCAAGUCUGAUGGCCUCCCUGGAUAAACUCCUGACCACUGACAUAGCAAACCUGAUGCCUUUACUUCAACAGCAAGAAACAAAGAAAAAAUCCCUCCCCGGCAUGUUGGACGGGGACUUUUUGGGAACGUUCCGGCGCGAGCAUUACAGGAGAGAUCCUUUCAAGGAGCUCCCAAGAGACGAUGACGGCAGCGAGGCAGAUUUCUACGAGUGGAUCGUGGAGAAGUACAAGCCCAAGUACGAUGAGAUCUUCUACAACCUCAGUCCGAACGCGGGCAAACUGAGCGGCAGCAAAGUCAAACAGUGGAUGACGACCACGCUUCUGCCGAACUCUGUGCUCGCUCACGUCUGGAGGCUGUCCGAUGUGGAUGGAGACGGCAUGUUGGACAAUGAGGAGUUCGCUUUGGCAGUCCACCUUAUUGAGGGGAAGCUGGAAGGCCACUGGCUGCCCAGAGAGCUGCCCUCUCACCUGGUGCCACCGUCAAAGCGCCUAAGUACAGCCAGCGAAGAAGAGUAA